UCAGGCUGAGUCGCCACCAGCUCCUCUGUAGCAUGUGUUAAGACGAUACAUCACAUAAUAUAGCUGAUAAUCAUUUUUUAAACAAUUAAGUUAAUGAUAAUCGGCCCUGUGGCUGUUUUGGAGGUAACGUUAGCUGAGGCGGUGGAGGAGUUCCUGGCUGAGCUCAGGUGUCUGGAACAGUCUCAGAAAGCAGAUCUUGUCAGUCAGGUGACAGCGGUUAAGUUCCUCACGGCAAGAAAGUUUGAUGUUUCCAGAGCCAUAGACCUCUUCCAAGCUUACAAGAACACCAGAAUAAAGGAAGGCAUCUACAAUAUUAACCCAAAUGAGGAGCCUUUAAGGAGCGAGUUACUUUGUGGGAAAUUCACAGUUCUGCCCGGCCGUGACGCGAAUGGUGCGGCUUUGGCGCUUUUUACAGCACGUCUUCAUCGCCCACACCUCACUACCCAUAAGGCUGUUCUUCAGGCCAUUAUAUAUCAGCUAGACAAGGCCAUUGAGAGUGUUCAAACACAGAGAGACGGGCUCAUUUUUAUCUAUGAUAUGACUAACUCCACGUAUGCCAAUUUUGACUAUGAGCUUUGCGUCAAGAUUUUGAAUCUGCUUAAAGGGGCUUUCCCUGCUCGUCUGAAAUGCGUCUUUAUUGUGUCAUCUCCGCUGUGGUUCAGAGCACCAUUUGCGGUACUCCGUCUGUUUGUGAGAGAGAAACUGAGAGAAAGGGUGUGCACUGUAAGAGCCCACGAACUGGUCAAUCACAUCCCAUUCAGCUCCCUUCCAGAACAUUUGGGUGGCUCGUCACAGUAUAGCCACAUUGCCUGGAUCCAGUCCUGUGUCAACUCCAGCCCCAACAACCCCAAUAACUCUCCCUAUGUCACUGGGGACUGCUUGGGCAGUCUCCUCCACUCCUACUCCAUGGAGCAUAGCCAAAAAACUUCAGCAGACCCCUUAACUGCCAAUACUUUAGGGGCCACCCUCCUGGGGGACGGACUGAACUCAAACUGCCCCAUACUGGAUGACGGCAAUGCCAAUCUGCAGAACCACAGAACUGCGGGGCAUGCACAUUGGAAUGGCUCUGUACUGCCAGGUUCAGGGGGAAUCUCGGGGUCCAACGCCAAUGUCGUAAAUGGACGUGGCCGGCAGCCGCCCCCACAGUCAGAAACGCCCCCAGACACACCCCUGCACCAAAAACUCACAGCUGGUGCAACAGUGCCAGGAGGGACUAUAGGUAUGGAAGGCGCAUGUUUGGACGAGAGGAGGCAGGAUGGCAAUGGUGCUGAGGACGUCCAACAGGAUGUGGAGUUUCUGGAAGAGGAAGACGACGGAGGGGAUGGCAUUCCACCCCUUCCACUGAAAUCGAGGCCGCUGCCGCCCCUCCAUCACAGCCCCGCCCCGGAUAUGAGCUGGUUACCGGGAACGAUGACGGAGACGGCUACAUUGUCGGUGCAUGUGGCUGAGCCGGGCGGAAUGAGCGUGCAGGAUCUGGUGCAACACGUGAAAUGUAAAAAGAAGAAGGGCAUUUAUCAGGAGUACGAGGAGAUCCGGAAAGAACCUCCUGCUGGAACCUUUGACUACUCUAAGAAAGCUUCUAACCAGAUAAAGAAUCGCUACAGUGAUGUGCUCUGCCUCGACCAAUCACGUGUUCGACUCUGUCCGCUCAACAAUGAGGAUGAUGAGACAUCUGACUACAUAAAUGCAAGUUUCAUGGAUGGUUACAAGAGGAGUAAUGCUUACAUCGCUACUCAGGGUCCUUUGCCAAAAACGUUUGGAGACUUUUGGCGAAUGGUGUGGGAGCAAAUGGUUUUAAUCAUUGUUAUGACUACAAGAGUUGUAGAGCGAGGCAGAGUGAAGUGUGGACAGUACUGGCCAUUAGAGGCUGGGCGCACUGAGGAUUAUGGGUACUUUUUGGUGAGAAAUGUCCACAUUGAGAUGUUUCAGGACUUUAAGCUAUCACACCUGGAGCUCUUCAACACUCAGACAGGGGAAUGUAGGGAAUUGUCUCAUUACCUCUACAUGAGCUGGCCAGAUUUUGGUGUUCCUAAGUCAGCGUCGGCCAUGUUGGAUUUCCGGGCGCAUGUGAAACAGAGACAAGAAUCCUCAUUACGAACACUGUAUCCUGAUUGGAUGGGACCCCCAGGGGGCCCCCCAGUGGUGGUGCACUGCAGCGCAGGCAUCGGCCGAACAGGCACGUUUUGUACAUUAGACAUUUGUCUCUCUCGUCUGGAGGACAUCGGGACAGUGGACAUUAAGCAGACGGUGCGUCGCAUGCGGACACAGCGUGCCUUCAGCAUCCAAACGUGGGACCAGUACUACUUCUGCUACAAAGCAGUGAUCGAGUACGCCCAACAGACAGGCCAGCUGCAGCCUGUGGAGUGGUCCGACACCGAGCUGGAGACUGACAGCGAGUGAAUCAGGAAAGGAGAGGGCGCAGAAGACACGCAAGGAAAACAAGCUCUCUUUUCCCCUCUCCUGGCUACAGGUAGACUCCACCGCUGAGGAAGAUGCUUUUGUCCUGCCACUUUUUCAAGCCCUUAUUUUUCACUCCGAUCCAGAUGUGAUCAGAGACUGUGGCUUGAUGUACGAGUUGUAGCAUUUUUAUAAUUUUUUUUUUAAAUAAAUACUGACUUGCACAUGUGGAAUGACAAACUUGAAAAAUACAGUUUAUCGUAUUACCUGCUCUUUUUUUUUAUGCUCUGAGUGUUGUCGAAAUUCAAUAUCACUCAACUUGAGGGUUGAAUUCACACUUUUUUUAUCAAAAGUGUAAAAGCAUAAAACUUGAAUAUCCUUUUUUUUUGUUCUCCGUCACAUUAAAAUAGCAACUUCUUUGCGUCUGAACAGGUUCCAACAGUUUUAGUUGUCAUUAUUCGUAUACUUCGUUAAACUAAUCUUCAAGCCAAAGGUAUGGUGUUGAAUGCUUGGAUGUAUUGUUGUGACUUAAACCCUUGUAUAUCUUGUAACAUACAUUUAUAUAUUGUGCAUAACAACCUUUGAAAAGCCUUGUUUUAAUAUAAUACUCUUGACUUUCUUCCGAAUUAUGUGUAUCUAUAUAUAAAUAUAAAGACUAUAUGUUUAAGUAUAUGUUGGGUUAAAACGAUAUGAAAAGAAGAGGAACAUAACUCUGCUAUAUAUAGAUUAUCUAGGUGACCGUUCUUGUCCUGAAGUUUUGAUUUUCACCGAACCAUGAUCCAUGAUUAUCCAGACUUAAUGCAAGCCGUCUAUCAUUCACAGAGCGUCUCAAUCCUGGCUCUUAACCUUCAAUCACUGCCUUGCUCUCUCUAAACUAUGAACUUUGACUUUCGACUCAGCUGGUCUUUUUUAUUUCUACUUGUUUUUUUUGUUAAAUCUCCUUCCACUAUGGGCCCCAGGUUGAAGUAUCCUGAUCCGCACGAACGCUGAUUUUGUUACCGCGAUUAUUUAAAGUGUUCUGUACUAGUGUGAAGUGUUGGGAGUCAUUUGUUACAAGUGAACUGGGGUCUUCAGCUGUGUGUGUGUGUGUGUGUGUGUGUGUGGAGCCCUGGGGUCUAAAAGCCCCAGUUUUUGUGCCUUCAAGUUUUCUGUAGCGCAAUGAGUAGAUCAGCUGGUCUCACUUGCAUAUGGGGAAUUUAUUUUAAUCUCAGGGGUAUACUAGGUGUUUUCCUGCUCUCAAAAACUUCAUUUGCCUCUCUGGUAACUAUCAUUUCCACACAAAAAAGAAAGAAAAAAAAAACUGAAAGGGGAAAAAAAAGUUAUAUUUUGCAUUUUAUACAUUCUCCUGUAUUAUAUUCUGUUCUAUUUAUGCCUUUGUAGAACUUCAGCAGUAUUGAAAUUUGAAUGUUGGUACGAAAAAAUGAACAGACAUACUAUUUUAAACAGAUAAGCUAAAGAAAUCAAUCUGCAUAACAAGAGAAUGAUCAGUUGUUUUUUCUCCAUUCAGUUCAGUGUGGAAUUAUGUUACUCAUCAUUGUGUUUUGGGAGAUCAAAUCUGUUAUUUUCCCAGAUGCCUGUAGCAAAACCUUUUUCAUGCUUCAUGAACUGUUAAAGGGCCAAGACUGAAACAGACAAGCGACCGAUCAGCAUGGAUGCCACUAACAGUUUUUAACUAUUUGCCAAUCAAAACACAGACAAGAGGUUUUACAUGUAAAAAGAAAAAAAGAACACAUAUGAACUUGAAUGUUGAUGAAAAUCAUGUCGUCUUUGGGAGAACUUUGGAAUGCUUUCUCCUUGAAUAUCAAUGCUUGUAUGCUGACAGAUGGUAGUGAAUGUGUGAACGUCCCACUCAUAUAAUGUUUGCUUGUUGACUGACUUCUCCAAUGCAGGUUUGUAGAAUGUGCUUGACUGUUUUAUACAGCUGAUUACUGCUUGAAUGAGACUAAGUGGAAGAGACACAUUUGCUCUGAUUUAUUAAAGCAGUCGGGAAUGCGAUGUGAGUGUUGUUACUUUAGUUUUCCUUCAUUUGGUUCCCAGAGUGCUUGUGAUUGAGUGAUGGCCUUUUUACCUGACAUCUGCAGUAGUGUCAUAGUAAACAUGAAUAUUAUUCUGAAACUGA
Messenger RNA from Carassius auratus (goldfish), 4516 nucleotides. Its product is annotated as tyrosine-protein phosphatase non-receptor type 9-like. Gene Ontology annotation, biological process: protein dephosphorylation. The coding region runs from base 94 to 2400 and encodes 768 amino acids. NCBI's taxonomy places the organism in Eukaryota, Metazoa, Chordata, Actinopteri, Cypriniformes, Cyprinidae. Gene Ontology annotation, molecular function: protein tyrosine phosphatase activity. The transcript is spliced from 13 exons. The record is from RefSeq and is a predicted model, not a curated record.